Molecule: messenger RNA, 1884 nt
Organism: Amaranthus tricolor (Joseph's coat)
Lineage: Eukaryota; Viridiplantae; Streptophyta; Magnoliopsida; Caryophyllales; Amaranthaceae
Product: disease resistance protein RGA2-like
Exons: 3
Coding region: 1-1884 (627 amino acids)
Source: RefSeq, a predicted model, not a curated record
AUGGCACAAGACUAUAUUGUUCCCUUCUAUAAAGGUCAAAGCAUUGAAGAUGCCGGUGAAGAAUAUGUUUCAUUGUUCUUGAAGAGAUCUUUUCUCCAAAACAGUAAGAAAAAUAAAUCAGGUGAGAUUGUAUCUUUUAAAAUGAACAAUCUAAUGCUUGAUAUUGCUCAAAAUGUCGCAAAUAAGGAAAUCUGUACAUCUACUAGCCUCAGUGACACCGUAGAUGAAGAAAUUCGGCAUUUAUCUGUUGUCAGGGGAGGUCAUAGUAAAUACUCUUUGGGUAAGACCCAUAUCUAUUCUUAUCUUCAUGUUGGUAAAAAUGGUUUCAAAAUUGAGAAGGUGAACAACAUGUUCUUGAAUUCCCUUAUAGAAAAUUGUAAGUCACUAAAGGCAUUAGACUUGAGUGGGUUAAUGAUCAAUAGGUUGCCGGAAUCAUUAGGUGAAUUGGUACAUAUAAGGUAUUUAAAUCUAUCAGAUAAUAUAGAUCUGGAUGUACUGCCUGUGUCAAUUGCAAAAUUACGUUUUCUUCAAACUAUAGUUUUGAAGCGGUGUCGUACAUUGAAAGGGUUGCCAAAAGAUUUUGUUAAGCUAGUGAACCUUAGGGCGUUGGAUAUAACAAGUUGCUUCAAUAUAACUAUGGAUGCAACUAGUGACAAUUAUUCAAGUCGAACUCAAUGUUUUGAGGCGUUUCUAGACUUGAAACCUCUUAGCAACCUUAGAGGAUGUCUAAAUGUACACAUCCGGUGGCCCAAAAAUCCUAUUAUGACUGUUAAGGAAGACGAUGAUCAGGAAGGAUUAUAUUUGAAGAAUAAGAAACAUCUCAAUGCCUUAAAUUUUCACUUCAUACAUGAGGCUGAUGGAAAGAAAGGUGAACUAGAGUACAUAGGGGAAGAUAAUCCAUCAGAUAAUUCCAGCUCUACACUUGAUCCAGAAUUGUUAAGAGUAGGAAGAUCAUCAUAUUUAACCUGCCUAGAAACACUUGAGCUGAGCAGUCUGCCAAAGUUGAAAGCAUGGAGGCCAAGAGGAAUAGGAGAUGCUCACCUUUUCAGCCGUGGUUGCAGCGACAAGAAGACGAUACCGUGUUUUUCUCAAUUAAAGUCAUUGUUCUUGUGGAAUUGUCCAGAGUUGAGUUAUAUUCCAUUCUGCCCUAGGGUGGAAGACUUGAAAUUAGUUAAUUUCAACGACAGAUUGCGAAUAAUGGAAAAUACAGGAAAUUUUGAAGAACUAGGAAAUGUUGCUUCCUCAUCCUCAUCUGCACCCUACAGUGGAGGAUAUAGCCAACAUGGCACCACUCGAAUCAAGAAUGUGGCUAUAUCGAACGUGGGUUGGCUUGGUUUACUACCAAUGGAGGCUUUCCGAUGUCUGGAAAAAAUGGAUAUAUGGUGUGACAAGGAAGUGGAGAGCCUUAAAGAAGCAGAGCAGUUGUUUCGUAGUUGUUCAUCUUCGCUGAAAGUCUUGAUUAUUCACAAUUGCUGCAAUUUACGAAGUGUUGUUUCAGGAGGAUUGGAGCAUCUCAUUGCAUUGACAGAGUUUCAGUUAAGGAAUUGUGAUAAUUUGAAUCUAUCUGAAGAAGUAGUAGAAGAAAACGAGAGUGAGCACCGAUUCUGUAACCACUCCCUCCACAUCGUGACAUUGCAAGGUCUUCCACAGCUAGUGAAUCUGCCCAACUGGUUGCAACUUCUGCCUGAUCUCCAAACCAUUGCCAUUUCCUUGUGCAGUCGACUCAAAUCACUGCCGGAUUGGUUGUCUAAACUCACCUCGCUAAGAAAACUCAGAAUUUCGAGCUGUUCGAGACAGCUGGAGAGAAGAUUCAAAGAUUCACAAGGGGAGGAUUGGCCUUGCAUUCAACACAUCCCAGAUUUUGACUUCCGAAAUUGUUUUUAG